Molecule: messenger RNA, 1806 nt
Organism: Coccinella septempunctata (seven-spotted ladybird)
Lineage: Eukaryota; Metazoa; Arthropoda; Insecta; Coleoptera; Coccinellidae
Product: lachesin-like
Exons: 10
Coding region: 335-1639 (434 amino acids)
Cellular component (GO): neuron projection
Source: RefSeq, a predicted model, not a curated record
UUUGGCUUUUCCGACGCCUGAAUUUCCACGGAAAGCGCAAGUUCGCGUACCCUAAUGUUUACUUUACGAAUGAAAGCUCCUGUCGAAAAUUGUAAUUGAAUUUUUCAGCGGACAUUUAUUUAUAUAAUCAGAUCAACUGAGGGAGGUUGUAGGGAACUUUUAUCGUACAUUUCGUAAAUUCCUUCGGAAGUGGAUGACAUUAUUCACUGUUUGAGAAAGCUUUAAUCAAGAGUUUGUGCCGAAACGAAAAAAUUCUUAUAUUCGUGCAAACUUCAUUCAAUCAGUUUCUAGAUGGAAGAGAAAAUGUGAAGUGAAUUUGAACUCUGACUUAGUGAUGGCUUAUUUAAUUGAAUUCAGACUUUGGUGUGUUGUGCUGCUUGGGUGUUACUCAUCAGUGAAUAGCUAUCAAGAAGAUUGGUCGACUACCAGGAUUAAUGAGGAACCAGAAUUCUUAACUCCGAUUGAAAAUAUGACAAUACCAAUUGGAAGGGAAGCAAUUUUGUCCUGCACAGUCAAUAAUUUAGGACGUUACAAGGUGGCCUGGGUCCGAGCUGAAGACCAGACCAUUUUAAGUCUACAUACAAAGGUCGUAACUCACAAUUCACGUAUCAGCGUUACGCACGACAACCUUCGCACAUGGCAUCUGAGAAUAAAACAGCUUAAAGAGACUGACCGUGGGUGUUAUAUGUGUCAAAUAAAUACUUCGCAGAUGAAAAUUCAGAAAGGAUGCUUGGACGUAUAUGUGCCGCCGGAUAUCAUAAACGACGACACUAGUGGAGAUUUGUCGGUAUCGGAGGGGGAGAAUGCUACUCUUUGGUGUAAGGCAACCGGACAUCCUGAGCCACGCAUCGCGUGGAGAAGAGAAGACGGACAGCCCAUCCUCAUCCGGCGACCCGGUAGGGAACCAACCCGAGUUGAAACCUACAACGGAAGCAGUUUAUUCUUCUGGCGGUUGGACAGGAAACAAAUGGGGGCUUACUUGUGCAUUGCGAGUAAUGAUGUUCCACCGGCUGUGAGCAAGCGUAUAGCUCUGAAUGUCAACUUUGCGCCCCUCAUCAAGGUUCCUAAUCAACUUCUUGGUGCUCCUCUCAAUACUGAUGUCCAACUGGAAUGCUAUGUGGAAGCAUUUCCGAAUACUAUAAAUUACUGGAUCAAGAAUAGGGCAGAAAUGCUUAUCAAUGGAAGCAAAUACACGAUAAGGGAGGAGCGCAGCGGAUACAAGGUGUUUAUGUGGCUGGUCAUCAGGUCUUUUUCCCCAUCCGAUAUUGGAACUUACAACUGCGUAUCCACAAAUUCCCUGGGAAGGGUGGAGGGUACGCUGCGGCUUUACGAAAUCAAAGUUGGCCCCGAAGGAGUACAUGACCACAUCAGUGUAGUAGGGGGAUUGGCAGAACCAGCAAGAGGUCAUCGGACGAGGAACAGCGAGAGCUCCUCCAGCACGAAGAUCGCUGAAUUCUGCACAACCCAAAUAGUGACGUUUGUCAUUUUAUACGCGAUUCCAAGGACGAGCGAAUUUCAGCAUAUCAUAUAUGAAGAGAGAAUCAUCACUGUCGAUUUGUGUUUAUUUCAUGGAUGUUCAAAAAAACAAGAACAAAUAAAGCCUAAAUGUGAGAAUACCCUAGAUAAUACAUAUAAAUGAUAUUUGUACGUACUAUGAAAUUUAGAAAACCUUCAAUUUAUUUUUAUGUAAAUACUUCGGUUCAUUUCAAUGAGCUUUAAGAUUGUAUUAUUAGAGUAUAGGGCGACUUCCAUUAAUUUCUGUACAAAGAAUUUCUUCAAGUGUUUGAAUAAAAAUUUAUUUCGUAA